AUGCAUCCUGACUGGCCAGAGACCCCAGCUGACUUCAUGCCACUGCCGCAGUGCCCAGGCCCGAAGUUGCAUGCAUUUCAGUUUCAUGAUCCUCAAGAUAUAAAAUUCAUCUCUUAUAUUGGACAAGGACUUCAUGCUCAUGUUUUGAAGGUCGAGAUCAAGGGCCAGGAGUAUGCGCUCAAGCUGUUCCGUUUCGUCUACGAAGAAAACUGGGAAGGCCCCGGAGAGUACUCGGUUAAUAGUACGCGCGAAAAGUUAACUGUCCUUGCCCAGUACUCAGACCCGUUUUACAGUGAAUGCCGCGCGUUUGGGCGUCUGCACGAAACAGGCCACACCGAGCUUGCCAUCCCUUGUUAUGGCUAUGUCUUACUGGACGAGGCGCAUGAGCGCAAGCUCACCGAGCAGUUCAAGCUCGAAUACAACGGUAGCAUUGAUUUUCCUGGCGACGAAGACAUGCGCGGGCUCUAUCUAGGCGAGCGCAGUGGCAAGCCGCCGCCACUUCGUGGCAUCAUCAAGAAACUCGGGUCUACCAUAGACCCCUGGAGCCCGGCCAACGUUAGGGUGCGCACCAUGCGGCGAAUUCUGCGGGACACGAUUCGCCUUCACCAGCUGGGCAUUUUCUACCUCGAUUUGCGGCCUGAGCAGCUUGUGGACAAUAUGAUGUGCGAUUUUAGCACCGCCUUCACUGUUCCGCAUUUCAUGGCCAGUCCCGAGCUGAAUCCCAAACUGGCCGAGAAGGAUCUGGCAGCCAUGGAGCACGAGGUAUUCUUGUACACCAUUAACGACUACUGGUGUAUUGAGGAUAUGGUUCUGAUAUCUCGUCGGUACUCCCGCCAAAAAUCCAAACUCCUCGAAAAGAUGACUGUGUUCCCCUGCGGGGUGCGAGGACCGCAUUGGACAAACACGUACUACAAUCUCCGACGCAAGCCUUCUCGUGUUAAAGAGAUGCUUCGGAUAUAUGCGCUGGCUGAUCCCCGGCAAUUCGACUGGAAGGCCAGCGCCGCACUCAAGGACAACGAUAACCAUAAAUUGCGGCUGGCUAAAACACCCAAACUGUGGUAUCUUCCAUGCACGCCAACAAAAGCGCUCGAAAUGAAAUGUGAUCGCACGUUAUGUUCCACGCUGGAAUGGUUUGUGGAUGAUGCCGGCUUGAUUUUCCCAACCAAAAGAGGAUAUGGUCCUCAUAUACGCCAGAUUCAGCAGGAGAGGAAAGAAGCGAACUCCGAAGAAACGGGUGUUCCUGAAUUAGCAGCCCCCUAG
Messenger RNA from Sporothrix schenckii 1099-18, 1260 nucleotides. RefSeq lists its product as uncharacterized. The coding region runs from base 1 to 1260 and encodes 419 amino acids. The record is from RefSeq and is a predicted model, not a curated record. NCBI's taxonomy places the organism in Eukaryota, Fungi, Ascomycota, Sordariomycetes, Ophiostomatales, Ophiostomataceae. The transcript has 2 exons. Gene Ontology annotation, molecular function: ATP binding.